Messenger RNA from Closterium sp. NIES-67, 2112 nucleotides. NCBI's taxonomy places the organism in Eukaryota, Viridiplantae, Streptophyta, Zygnematophyceae, Desmidiales, Closteriaceae. The record is from the annotation of a GenBank genome assembly.
ACUGAAUACAAUGACACUUCUCCUCUUCUCCUAAGUUUCACUACAGUACACUAUCACUCGUUCCAGACUGGAUGCGUUCCGUUCUCCCGCGAGACUUUAGCAGUUGGGAAUGGCGUCCGCCGCGCUACCGUGCUGGCGUCAUUGCGACGGGAAGGCUCUACGUGAUACGCGGAUGCACGCGGAAAUGCUCUGGGAGCACGAAUACGCAUGUACCACCCUCGGACGCAUUCGUGGGACGGUUAGCUGGACGCGAAAGCCGUUAGGGUUACCUGGCGACUCGCGGAUGUACGCGGACCUGUCGAGAACCGUUUCUAGGUUCAAUCCUGUGCCAAUUGAUCCCAGAAUUUCGGGCAUAUAUAGUGACUAUAAGGGGGGCGUUCGACUAGGGAUAUCCUACCACAGCCGUUACAAGCACGCGACUUCUGGGAAGGCGGAUCGACAUAAGCGAGUGAAUGUGAGGGGCCAUAAGCAGGAGAUUGUCGGAGGGGGAGUGGGUCAGCAGGAGGCAGAAGGCGAGGGUUUCCACGGUCGCACGAUUAUUGAGAAACGGGACGUUGAUGACUCGGACUCGCACCCACACGCCAUUCGGCAUAGUCACACUCAUGACCGUCCUCACACUCACGACCACCCUCACACUCACGACCACCCUCACACUCACGACCACCCUCACACUCACGACCACCCUCACACUCACGACCACCCUCACACUCACGACCACCCUCACACUCACGACCACCCUCACACUCACGACCAUACCCAUGCUCGCAAUCAUCCCCAUACACAUACCCAUGACCACGACCAUACUCAUUCCCCCCACACACAUACCCAUCACCAUGACCAUGGUCAUGGCCAUGGCCAUGCUCACGACCAUACUCAUACCACCCAUGCACAUUCUCGUUCACAAGCCCUUGAGGCCCCCAACCACAAUCACGACCACAACCAUCCCCUCACGCCCUCGUCAUCCCCCCUCGCCUCCUCCUCCCACGCCUCCCCCUCACCAACCCACCCAUCACCACCGCAUUCCCACCCACCACCACCGCAUUCCCACCCAUCGUCACCGCAUCAACCUCUCUUCCUCCCAUCCACGUGGCGCCCGCGGAACGCCCCUCUGACACGUGGGGAAGGAGCGGGGAAGCUUCUGUUCAUAGACGCACACGUGGCAGGGGCGGCAGGGGACAUGCUGGUGGCAGCGUUACUAGACCUGGGUGUGCCUAUAACGGUGGUGGAAGAGGGAAUAAGGGCGGUGGGCCUCUCACACGUGACUUGCCGGGUGGAAGCAACCCAGCGAUCCGCUAUUACUGCUCCCCACUUCCAGGUGGAUGAUGGGGCGAACCAGCCCUUCAGGGACUAUGCAGCCAUCCGCCAUCUGCUGGCCAAUAGCAGCCUGCCACGUGGCGCCAGGGCCAUAGCAAGCAGGGCGUUCCGGCUGCUAGCGGAGGCGGAGGCGUGCGUGCAUGGCAUGGCCGUGGAUGACGUGCACUUCCAUGAGGUGGGCGCAGUGGACAGCAUAGUGGACAUGGUGGCGGCAGCAGCAGCCAUUGACUAUCUGUCACCAUCCCUCAUCGCAGCCUCGCCCCUCCCCAUCGCGCGUGGCAUCAUCACAGGCGCUGCCCAUGGCCCCCUGCCCGCCCCCGCUCCUGCUACUCUGGAGAUCAUUUGCAAGGCAUCUAUCCCCACCUUCCCUGCAGGGUGCAAGGGCGAGCUGGUAACCCCAACAGGCGCGGCUCUCCUUGCUGCCCUCACCCAAACCUGGACCCCCUGGCCUGACUGCCGGCCUUGCCGAGCCUCGUACGGAGCUGGCUCCAAGGUUCGCCAGGACCGACCCAACCUGGUGCGACUGGUCCUAGCAGACCCGGUAUGACACCAUUUCAAUUCGUGGCAUGAGAAAUGGCAUCCAUGUACCACGCUGGCUGGAGGAAGAGUGCCGGGAUGAAUGAGCAUGUUUGCCUGAAGUAGAAGGAAUCUGCCUGCAUACCAGCACUACUGGAACACCAUAUACACGGAACGGACGGAACCACAGAAGCGAACCGUAUUCCAACACUCUAUGAGUCCGAGGAAAGGCAGUGUGCUGGGCAACAGGGGCGUAUUCCCACAAACCCUAACCAGACCAGG